Molecule: messenger RNA, 4847 nt
Organism: Dinoponera quadriceps
Lineage: Eukaryota; Metazoa; Arthropoda; Insecta; Hymenoptera; Formicidae
Gene: Nc73EF
Product: 2-oxoglutarate dehydrogenase, mitochondrial
Exons: 17
Coding region: 88-3381 (1097 amino acids)
Biological process (GO): tricarboxylic acid cycle
Cellular component (GO): mitochondrion; oxoglutarate dehydrogenase complex
Molecular function (GO): oxoglutarate dehydrogenase (succinyl-transferring) activity; thiamine pyrophosphate binding
Source: RefSeq, a predicted model, not a curated record
GAAUAACAUAUAUAAGGCACGAUAAGGCAGCAGAUACUGACGAUAAGGUCGGGCAAAUCUGAUUAUACGACUGCGCGCCGAACUGAGAUGAGCAUAACAUACGUAAAAAAAAUGUAUAAGGCAAGGACGUUAUUCAGCAGACUGGCCCCUUUGGCGCCGAACAUAUGCGGGCCCGAAAGAUACGCUUCCUGGGUGGUCCGCAGUCACCCGUUGACGAGGACCAGCCAGGUAAUCUUCACCGAAGCCACGCGCAAAUACAACAGCACCGUGUCAAGCGAACCUUUUCUAAAUGGCAGCUCCAGCUCCUACGUUGAAUUAAUGUACAACGCGUGGUUGCGAGACCCCACCAGCGUGCACGUGUCAUGGGAUUCCUUCUUUCGAAACAGUACCGCUGGAGCUGCACCUGGGCUCGCGUAUCAGGCACCACCAUCUCUCGCUCCAAGUCAUAACCAAGUGCCGCUUGGAGCGCUAUUGCCCAUGGGUGGGAUGCAAGUCAGCCAGAUGCCUGUCAAUGAGAAAAUUAUUGACGACCACCUAGCAGUGCAGGCUAUUAUUCGUUCUUAUCAGAUUCGUGGCCAUCAUAUCGCUAAAUUGGAUCCACUCGGCAUCAACAGCGCUGAUCUUGACGAUAGACAUCCGCAAGAAUUACUGUAUAACCAUUAUUCAUUCGGGAAGAGACCACGUACUACUUACUCACAGGAACUUCAAUAUCGAGUAUCGACCCUUAUGAAACAGGAGUCGGACAUGGAUCGUGUGUUUAAAUUGCCAUCUACCACGUUCAUCGGCGGCAAGGAGAAAUCGUUGCCGCUGCGCGAGAUCCUGAAGCGGCUCGAGGCCGCCUACUGCGGCCACAUCGGCGUCGAGUUCAUGUUCAUCAACUCCUUGGAGCAGUGCAACUGGAUCAGGCAGAAAAUGGAGACGCCUGGGAUUAUGGAGGUGACGAACGACGAGAAGAGGCUCAUCCUGGCCAGAUUAACGCGCGCAACCGGAUUCGAGGCAUUCUUGGCGCGCAAAUGGUCGUCGGAGAAGAGAUUCGGUCUGGAAGGUUGCGAAAUUUUGAUUCCAGCUAUGAAGCAAGUGAUCGACAAGUCCACGGAAUUGGGAGUCGAGUCGAUCGUCAUGGGUAUGCCACACCGCGGCCGUCUCAAUGUUCUUGCUAAUGUCUGCCGCAAGCCGUUGAGCCAGAUAUUCACUCAAUUCGCUGCUCUCGAAGCCGCCGAUGAUGGUUCCGGCGACGUCAAGUAUCACUUGGGCACGUACAUCGAGCGCCUCAACCGCGUGACGAACAAGAACAUCCGACUCGCCGUGGUCGCGAAUCCGUCGCAUCUCGAGGCUGUGGAUCCGGUGGUGCAAGGCAAAACACGCGCCGAACAGUUCUACCGAGGCGAUGGCGAAGGCAAAAAGGUUAUGUCCAUUCUGCUGCACGGAGAUGCUGCUUUCUGCGGUCAGGGCAUUGUCUUCGAAACAAUGCAUCUAUCCGACCUGCCAGAUUACACCACUCACGGCACCAUUCACAUCGUCGUGAACAAUCAGAUCGGGUUCACCACGGACCCACGGCAUUCUCGAUCCUCGCCAUACUGUACCGACGUUGCCAGAGUGGUGAACGCGCCCAUUUUCCACGUGAAUUCCGACGAUCCUGAGGCUGUGAUGCACGUGUGCAAGGUGGCGGCCGAAUGGCGGGCCACUUUCCACAAGGACGUCGUGAUCGACUUGGUCUCCUAUAGGCGCAACGGCCACAACGAGAUCGACGAGCCCAUGUUCACGCAGCCUUUGAUGUACCGCAAGAUCAAGAACACUCCGCCGGCGCUCGACAAGUACGCCAAUACCCUUCUCGCUGAUAGCGUCGUCAGCCCCGAGGAAGUGAAGGAUGUCAAGGACAAGUACGAGAAGAUCUGCGAGGAGGCGUAUAACAACGCCAGACAGGAGACGCAUAUCAAGUACAAAGACUGGUUGGACUCACCGUGGUCGGGGUUCUUCGAGGGAAAGGACCCAUUGAAGGUGUCACCCACCGGCAUCAAGGAGGACACUCUCGUCCACAUCGGCAAGAAGUUUUCGUCGCUACCGCCGAACGCAGCCGAGUUUGUCGUGCACAAAGGUAUCGAACGUAUUUUGAAGUCGCGCUUGGAAAUGGUCGAGUCGAGAACCGUCGAUUGGGCCCUCGGGGAAGCCAUGGCGUUCGGAUCCCUCCUCAAGGAAGGUAUUCACGUCCGACUGUCGGGCCAGGACGUGGAAAGAGGCACGUUCUCGCACAGGCAUCACGUGCUGCACCAUCAGACCGUCGACAAAGCAACUUACAGGCCACUCUGCUAUCUGUACCCUGAUCAAGCACCUUACACCGUCUGCAACAGUUCUCUUUCUGAAUUUGGUGUCCUCGGAUUCGAACUUGGAUACUCGAUGACAAACCCUAAUGCACUGGUGUGCUGGGAAGCGCAGUUCGGUGACUUCAACAAUACCGCGCAAUGUAUAAUCGAUCAGUUCAUCAGCAGCGGCCAGGCGAAAUGGGUGAGGCAAUCCGGCCUUGUCAUGUUACAACCUCAUGGUCUCGAAGGAAUGGGUCCCGAGCACUCCAGCGCUCGUCUCGAGCGUUUCCUCCAGAUGUCCGCCGAUGAUCCGGAUUACUUCCCGCCGGAGAGUGAAGAAUUCGCCGUUCGCCAGUUACACGACAGCAAUUGGAUCGUCGCCAACUGCAGCACGCCGGCUAACUAUUUCCACAUUCUGCGACGACAGAUCGCGCUGCCCUUCAGGAAACCGUUGAUUGUGAUGACGCCGAAGUCUCUGCUUCGUCAUCCGGAGGCCAAGUCGAACUUCGACCUGAUGCUGGAAGACACGCAGUUCCUCCGGGUGAUACCGGAGGAAGGCACGGCAGCUCAGAACCCCGGCAACGUCAAGAGAUUGCUGUUUUGCUCGGGCAAGGUUUAUUACGACCUGAAGAAAGCUCGCACGGAACGGCAAAUGGACGACAAAAUCGCAAUCGCCCGAGUCGAACAGAUUUCGCCCUUCCCGUAUGAUCUCGUGAAGAAGGAAGCUGCCAAGUAUUCCAAUGCGGAGCUGAUGUGGUCUCAGGAGGAGCACAAGAAUCAGGGCGCGUGGACUUACGUGCAGCCUAGGUUCCACACGGCGCUCAACGGUAUUCGGAAUGUCGUUAUCGGAGGCGCGUCAAAGACGGGUAAGAGUGGAGGGUGGUUCGCCGGUUUGUUUUCGUCGUCCGAACCGACCGAAACCGAAACUGUGUCAGAGUCACAGUCAACGGAACCUGCUAGACCGAAACAGAGAAUAAUGAGAUAUGCUGGGCGUCCGACCGCGUCAUCGCCGGCCACCGGCAGCAAGAUGCAGCACCUCAAAGAGCUCAAACAACUGGUCGACGACUCCUUGAGCCUUUAAUGAUCCCCCAUAGUACUGAAAGUUUAUUUAUUUUUUUGCGCCAGUCAUCCUUGUGUACUUCAUCCUGUUCAUAUGUUGAUAAAUUAACCCUCGAGUGAUCAGUACGAUCGGGAAAGGAAAGUAUUAUUAUUAAUUUAUGCGAUGUUGCGCAGCGCGUGACACUUUUAACGGUAGGCGAACAAUAUAUCCUGAAGUACACCCGAGCGAGGCUGUCCAUGGCAUAAACAAAAGGACUGCGGUAAACCCGUGGCGAUUUUUGUUUUUUUUUUUUUUCUUCUCUCGCCCGAUUAUUAUUAAUCUCGACGCCACGAACGAACGGUUGCCAAUCACUUUAACUUUUUAUCGUCGCUGUUGUUUCUUAUAAAAAAUUAAAUGAUUGGUGGUACUGAUGACGAGCGUCCUCGACGUUCUGUGUAAGUUCGACGUAGCACUACAUCCCGAGCCUUCUCCCCUCGGGUCUUCGGUCUCAGUUGUGCUGAUACGACGCUGUGAAAAGCCGAGUCCGGUGUGUCGAGAGAAUAACAUGUUCCUUUCGUGCUCACCCGGAGAGAUGCUCGCAAAAGACACACCGACACAACUGAGAGCACCCUAGUGCUACCCCAUGGAGGGUAUCCAACGGGUACUUCAGCUCUUGGCAAGAGAGAGAGAGAGAGAGAGUGUGUGUGUUGAGAGUGUAGAAGAUAAAACUAGCGAAACUAGUAGGAACUGGUAGGAACUGGUAGGAACUAGUAGGAACUAGCGAAACUAGUAGGAAAUAAUUUAAAUGAUAAUUUAUCCAGCUGCUGCCAGCUCGCGCCAGGCGCUGUGUGUUAGGUGCAAAAGUGUGCACUGUAUUUAUAUUCUUCUACCUGAACUAUUUAAAAGACGGUUACAAUGUGAAUGAGGAGGAGGAGGAGGAGUAGAGUCGCCAUAUGUCCUUACACAGUCGAUCAAUAGGAGGAAGUUUUAUUAUUGUACGUAUCGUGAUUAAUUUGGUUUCGUCGGAUGUAGUCGUGCGCUGAGAAGCGGGCGAGCGCACGAUGAGGAAGCAGUCUUACACUCUAUCAUCGUUUCUGUUCCGUUCGAUACAUAGAAUAUUCGAUAGUUAUGUGAUAUAUCUCUCUCUCACGAUCUUACUAGCACGAUAUUAUUAUCUAGACAGUCCGACGACACGGAUAGAUAGAAUAUAUAGAGGUGUCUACCCGAGACGGAGCGAGACGCGACGCGAAUCGCGCCGUCCCGCUUCACCCUGCCUUGUCCGUGUAUGUAUUCUUCGUCGUUGUGUGCGUGGCAACGAUAGUAGUAGCCCACCGCUCUACAAACACGCACGUACGAAUGAUUAAAAAAAAAAAAAAAAAUUCUCCCUCUCCGUUUAAGUGAAGGAAACCCUUGACACACCUGAAAUCUGAAUUUAGCGCGGAACAAUGAUAUUACACUUGAUAUUGUAGUAUCCUAUGCUGAAAUUAAAUCGUCUCUAUCGUCACAUA